GCACCACAUAAGUGAUGUCACCUGAUAAUGAAGGGGGGAGGGUGUGCUAAUGUUUACAACCACUGGGCUGUCAAUCAUUUUAUCGUAAAAACUGUGAUUUUGUCGAAAUUUCAGCAGGAUAUGAAAAGACAAGUCAAUAAUGGUGCAAACUUAAUGACACCUUCUCGCAUUCAGGUUUGUGUUAAGUGUGAGUCCCCUGGUUGCUCCAGACUCACUGCGUUACACAGUGAAUCUGAGCCGGCAUCUGGAAGGAACAUUUCAGAGUGUACAUUUUGCUGGUAAACAGUGCAUCUCUUACCAGUGUACUGAUGGAGUGGGUGUUCAUCAUGAACCGGAUGAGCUCUCAGGGUAGCUCUGCAGCCCAGCGGAGGCGGAUGGCCCUGGGCGUGGUGAUACUCCUGCUGGUGGAUGUCAUCUGGGUAGCCUCCUCUGAGCUAACCUCAUACAUUUUCAAGCGGCAGGAGUACAACAAACCCUUCUUCAGCACAUUCACCAAGACCUCCAUGUUUGUACUCUAUUUGCUGGGUUUCCUGCUGUGGCGGCCCUGGAGGCAGCAGUGCACUGGCACUCUAAAACGCCGGCACUCUGCAUUUUUUGCUGAUGCCGAGGCCUACUUUGCACCCUGCACCACUGACACCACUGUGAACAACUGCUUGAGUGAACCACUGUAUGUUCCUGUGAAGUUCCAGGACGUACCAGCUGAGCAUUCAAAUUGUUUAAUUGGCGACUGUGAAUCUUCAGCUUCCAAAAAGCAGCGGGUGCGUUUUAGUAAUAUCAUGGAGGUGCGUCAGCUGCCCUCUACUCAAGCCCUGGAGGCCAAACUGUCCCGCAUGUCCUACCCAGCUGCCAAGGACCACGAGGCCAUGUUGCGCACAGUGGGCAAGCUAACCAUCACUGAUGUGGCCAAAAUCAGCUUCUUCUUCUGCUUUGUGUGGUUCCUGGCUAACCUGUCCUAUCAGGAAGCGCUGUCCGACACGCAGGUUGCCAUUGUUAAUAUUCUGUCGUCCAGCUCAGGCCUGUUUACACUUAUCUUAGCAGCCAUAUUUCCAAGCAGUAGCAGCGACCGUUUCACCUUGUCCAAGCUGUUAGCUGUGGCUCUGAGCAUGGGAGGUAUUGCCCUCGUGAGUUUCUCCAGCAUGGACAACCCUGAUGAGAAAGGCGUCAUAGGUUCUUUGUGGUCACUGGUUGGGGCGAUGCUGUACGCUGUCUACAUUGUAAUGAUCAAGAGACGAGUGGAUCGGGAGGAUAAGCUUGACAUUCCCAUGUUCUUUGGGUUUGUGGGUCUGUUCAACCUGCUGCUGCUGUGGCCUGGCUUCCUCCUGCUCCACUACACGGGCUUCGAGGCCUUUGAGCUUCCCAGCCAGCUGGUGUGGACGUACAUCCUCAUUAACGGCCUCAUUGGAACCGUUCUCUCAGAGUUCCUCUGGCUCUGGGGCUGUUUCCUCACAUCGUCUUUAAUCGGGACUCUGGCAUUGAGUCUCACCAUCCCGCUCUCUAUUAUGGCAGAUAUUUGCAUGCAGAAGGUACGUUUCUCGUGGCUGUUUUUUGCCGGGGCGGUCCCUGUCUUCCUCUCCUUCUUCAUCGCCACACUCUUAUGCCACUACAACAACUGGGACCCUGUCCUGGUGGGGCUGAGGAGAGUGUACGUCUUCAUUUGCAGGAAACACCGAAUUCAGAGACUGCCAGAAGACAGUGAGCAGUGUGAAAGCCUUAUUCCGUUACACACCAUCUCCCCCAACGAAGAAAGCUUCUGUUCGUGAUCCCAGCAGUCAAACACAAAGUGGCCAAUGUGGAUCGCGCUGAGCUGACAAUCUGGAAGCUUUCAGAGACACUGAACUACCCCAGUGCCUCCUAUUGAAUCUAUUUAUUUUCUUCAGUGUUGAGACCACCAGUCCAUUUCUACAAAGUCACUUUUAUUUUCAUGUCAGUCAACACAGACUGAGAUUCUGUUUUUACUUUGUUAAAAUGUUUUCUGUGUAAAAAGAAACUUCAUGGUGCUCAAGGUGCUGGACAUUAUCAGUGAUUACUAUAUUGUCAUGUGACCAAAUGAAACAGUACAUGUUGAACUUGGUCAUAACACUAACAGGAGUAACUGUGUGCGUUUCUUUGAAAAUCUGAAGUCACUGAGUUCAGAGUUCAAAGAACUUUUUUUUAGGAAAGACAUUGUUCUAUCCUGGACUAAUCAGAAUUUUCUUCUGUCAAGGAAACAGACUUUGUAAGUCAGACAUGAGUAAAAAUGUAAUCUCACUACAGCUGAUCAAGAGAGGAUCCCAUCCUUCACAGCUUUCUUGUUUCCUGCUGUACCUGUGACAGUACUGGAUCAUGAAGACAAACUGUGAUAGAGACAUAAUCUUUGUGUUUGAAUAUGAGAUGAUAGUAAGCCUUCAGCUAUAAGCUACAAAAUGCCUUGCUGCAAUAAUGGUCAUCUGCUUGGAUGAGCAGUUUCCUUUUCAAAAUGGGUGUAAAUACUGUACACAGUGAAACAUUAUUGAUGUUUUGUAUGUGAAAUUCAGAUGACCACUACAGAUUCCUGUUAAGAGAUUGUGUAUCAUUUUAUAUUUUAUGUAUCAUUGUAAAUGCCAGAGGAAGAGUUUGCGCGACAGCCAAAUUGUCUUUUACUUGCAACUGAUAUUAUAUCACAUUGAUUGGACUGUUGUAUAUAAUCCUUUUUUUCUUAAGCAAAAAGUGAUUUAUUUACUGUUUGUGAUUUCAUGUGAUGAGAGAAAAAAGCAUUUCUUUUAGCAGCCUUACUGUCUAUCCAGGAUGUAAACACUACAGUUGAUGGUGAAACGUCACUGUUAUUCCACUCAUCCUGUUAAAUGUGCGUACAGCUUUAUGGAGUGUUGUUACUGCACUCACCAUUGACUGGACGUAUGAAGUGGAGGAAGUAAUAACUGUCCUGUGAGGGUAAAUGAACAGGUUGAGCACUUGAAGUGACACAUAUAAACGUGUCUUGUUCAUGUUCAUUAUUGCACGUGCUGUGUUUUUGCCAAUCAGACCCUCCUUCCACAAUUACAAGUAUGAAAGCUUUCUUAGGAUGAUUAGUUUACAAGUGGUACUGUUCCUGUCUGAUUAGACUUCAAAAUAUAUUUUUUUCAUCUUUUGUCAAUGGUGCUCAUGGAAUCAUGAUUUGUUUUUCUUUCUUAGGUUCUUUGUCUUGUUCAUAUCUGAACUAUUUCUUUGUCUUUUAAGUGUCAUUAAUGAAGAAAAAUGGUUAUAAUAGUAACAUCCCCUUUUUAUCGAUCUCAGCUCUUGAAUUAUCAUUUUAUUUUGCAAGUCUGUUUUCAUACUCACACUGCACUAUUAAAACAUCUUUUUAAA
Siniperca chuatsi (mandarin fish) is the source of this 3321-nucleotide messenger RNA. RefSeq names its product solute carrier family 35 member F5-like. NCBI's taxonomy places the organism in Eukaryota, Metazoa, Chordata, Actinopteri, Centrarchiformes, Sinipercidae. Gene Ontology annotation, biological process: regulation of peptide transport. The record is from RefSeq and is a predicted model, not a curated record. Bases 309 to 1760 code for a protein of 483 amino acids. The transcript is spliced from 16 exons.